AUGUGCAGCUUCCGCCGUCUGGCGCCUACCGGGCUCAUAACGCUGCCUAAAUUUCGGGAAUCACUUGGAUUACUGGGCCUAUUUGGGAAGUUGCUGGCGGAGAGUCUUUUCUACGCGUUCGACUACGACAAUGACGGGUACCUGAACGUCGUCGAUUUCACCCGCGCGGUGCUAAUCAUGCUCAUUGGUUCAGAUAAGCGUCGUCUGGAGCUCAGCUUUCGUAUCCUUCAAACGCCAAGUCGUCAGGAGGCUGGCACAAUUUCCCUAAAAGAGGGAGACGCCCCCGACGAACCACCGGGAAUCGAUCUGAAAUCGUUCACGCGCAUCGUUAACGACAUCAGGACGACCCGGAAUGUCCUCACCGGCCAGUCCGUGCCAAAUCCCACACCGGAGCACGUGGAUAAUGUUUUCAAAAAAAAUUCGAGCCUCUGCAUCGAUGGCGUCGCGCGCAUUACGCAACACGACUUCGAACGCGCUGUCCACUGCUCCAAAGAGUUCGUGGAGUUGAUGGGCGCUCCCUGCAGUGUCUAUGCAGUGGAAGCGUCCCUGGUGGCCGGCAACGCGCCGGUCGAGGUCUCCCCUGCCUGCCGACCCUUUACGAAGUGCGGCUCGGAGGACUUCAACAUCAGGAGGCAGAGGACGUACAUUAAUCGGACUACUAAACAUCGCAGGAGGCACCACGACAGCGACACUGACGAGUCGUUGCCGCUGAAGGCGCAGGGUAUCACGCGCCCGUGGCUGUCUCCCCGUCGCGGACUGGCGGUAUACUUCGGACACGAGAGGUGGAACGACGUGAUCAACGUGAUGGUCGGCUUGGGGCUGACCGCUCGUAAGGAGAACGGCGACGUGACACGGGAGCUGGAACCGGCCGAUUUCACCGACAAGCUCACUUUGUCAAUCCUGCCGGACACAAUCUCCGGCUUGAUGCCGUCGCUGAAGUUCGUCGAGCAUGACGACGGGCACCAGUUCCAGUUGGACGACGACCCCAACAAGAUAAUCUUCACGGAACACGCACCACUGGUAUUCAAGCGCCUCCGCAAGCUGAUGAACCUGUCGGAGGACGCUUACAUCCAGUCGGUGGGCCCCGAGCACCUGGUUGGCAACAUGAUGCUUGGCAACCUAAGCACCCUCUCCGAGCUGCUGUCGGAGGGAAACAGCGGUGCACUGUUCUACUUUACUGCGAACGGACGUCUGGUGCUGAAGACUGUAACGCGCCAGACGGCAGAGUUCGUGCAGAGGUGGCUACCCAGCUACUACAACCACACGCGAGAGAACCCCCAAACGCUUAUAACGCGCCUCGCUGGCCUGUUUUCGAUCACGCAAUGCAAGAAAGGCGGGUCGACAACGUAUUUCAUCAUUAUGAACAACGUGUUUUACUCGUCAGUGGCGAUUCACCGCCGCUACGACCUGAAGGGUUCUUGGGUAGGUCGAUCGGUCCCUCUGCACGAGCGCAAGGACCACACGGUGGCGCUAAAGGAUCUCGACAUGGUGGAGCUGGAGGAGUUCAUGGAAUUGUCGGAAGAUCGGUCGAGGGCGCUAUUCGACACGCUGCAGCGCGAUGUCGACUUCCUCUCCAAGUCCAUGCUGAUGGACUACUCGCUGCUGCUGGGCAUCCACUACCGCUCGAUAUCGGAAGACGACGUCAACUGGCAGCAGGACCCCGACCCCAGGCAGAUGUCAUGUUUCAUGGGAAAGAACCGCGACCGCCUGUACUUCGUGGGCCUGAUCGACGUGCUAACGGAGUGGGACGUGCGCAAGCGCCUAGAGUACGCGUGGCGCCGCCUGAGGACGUUCAACAACCCCGGGGUCUCGUGCACCCCUCCCGAACGUUACGCGGAGCGUUUCAUCAGCUUCAUGAAGAGGCGCGUUGCGUGA
Messenger RNA from Babesia ovata, 1875 nucleotides. RefSeq lists its product as uncharacterized. Gene Ontology annotation, molecular function: phosphatidylinositol kinase activity. The record is from RefSeq and is a predicted model, not a curated record. The transcript has a single exon. The coding region runs from base 1 to 1875 and encodes 624 amino acids. NCBI's taxonomy places the organism in Eukaryota, Apicomplexa, Aconoidasida, Piroplasmida, Babesiidae. Gene Ontology annotation, biological process: phosphatidylinositol metabolic process.